Tachyglossus aculeatus (Australian echidna) is the source of this 1833-nucleotide messenger RNA. It is a transcript of the gene RXRB, whose product is annotated as retinoid X receptor beta. Gene Ontology annotation, biological process: response to retinoic acid; retinoic acid receptor signaling pathway; positive regulation of transcription by RNA polymerase II. The record is from RefSeq and is a predicted model, not a curated record. Gene Ontology annotation, cellular component: RNA polymerase II transcription regulator complex; nucleus. Gene Ontology annotation, molecular function: retinoic acid-responsive element binding; zinc ion binding; nuclear steroid receptor activity. NCBI's taxonomy places the organism in Eukaryota, Metazoa, Chordata, Mammalia, Monotremata, Tachyglossidae.
AUGGCGGCUCCUGGCCUUCACGCCCGCCCUUUGAGGGACGAGGCCGCCGUCGGCGCAUGCGCGUGGAGGCGACGCCCCCCCCCCGACCCCAUCUUGGUGCGGGGACCGCCGGCCCCGCCCUUUACCAAGAUGGCGCCGGCCUCGUCCUGUUUCCCCCCUCCAUUUCCGGUCGCGCGCCAUCUUGGAAACGGGCAGGCCGAAGCCAACUUCCGCCCGGAGCGAGGGGCUUUGACGGCGGCCGGGCCUUGGGGGUGGGCCUCCCUGCCGCGGUGCAUUGUGGGCCGGGCCCCGGUGUCGGCGGGAGGAGGACGCGGCGUCCGCCCCCCCCCCCCCCCGCCGAACCCCGGAACCGGAAGCGGAACCGGAAGCGGAAGCGGGGCUCGUCGCCCCCGGCCUCCGCCUCCGCCCCGGCCUCGGCCUCGGCCUCCUCCGCCUCGGCCUCCUCCGCCUCCUCCGGCGCCCCGGCCGGGCCCCGGCCCCCCAGCCUCGGGGCGGGGGGUCCCCCCGUCGGGGUGCCCCCGCUCCCCGGGCCCGGGCCCGGCCAUGACCCUGGGCUCCCCGUUCCCGGUGAUCAGCUCGUCGCUGGGGUCUCCGGGCCCGCCGCCCCCGCCCCCGCUCCCGCCCGCCUACGGACCCGUCAACAGCCCCCAGAUCAACUCGACGGUGAGCCUGCCGGGCCUGGGCGGAGCGGAGGACGUCAAGCCCGUGCUGGGCGUCCGGGGGCUCCCGUGUCCCCCCGCCGCGGCCGGGCCGCCCGCCGCCGCCGCCGGGAAGCGUCUCUGCGCCAUCUGCGGGGACCGCAGCUCAGGCAAGCACUACGGCGUGUCGAGCUGCGAGGGCUGCAAGGGCUUCUUCAAGCGCACCAUCCGCAAGGACCUCACCUACACCUGCCGCGACAACCGCGACUGCACCGUGGACAAGCGCCAGCGCAACCGCUGCCAGUACUGCCGCUACCAGAAAUGCCUGGCCACCGGCAUGAAGCGCGAGGCGGUGCAGGAGGAGCGUCAGCGGGGGAAGGAGAAGGAGGGGGAGGGCGGGGAGGGCGCCGGGGCGGCCAACGAGGAGAUGCCCGUCGAGAAGAUCCUGGAGGCUGAGCUGGCCGUCGAGCAGAAGACCGACCAGAGCUUGGACGCCGCCCCCGGGACCCCCGGCGCCGGAGCCAGCCCCAACGACCCGGUGACGAACAUCUGCCAGGCGGCCGACAAGCAGCUGUUCACCCUGGUGGAGUGGGCUAAGCGCAUCCCGCACUUCUCCUCCCUCCCGCUGGACGACCAGGUCAUCCUGCUCCGCGCCGGCUGGAACGAGCUACUGAUCGCCUCCUUCUCCCACCGCUCCAUCGCCGUCAACGACGGGAUCCUCCUGGCCACCGGCCUGCACGUCCACCGCAACUCGGCCCACUCCGCCGGCGUGGGCGCCAUCUUCGACCGGGUGCUGACGGAACUGGUGUCCAAGAUGCGGGACAUGCGGAUGGACAAGACGGAGCUGGGCUGCCUCAGGGCCAUCAUCCUCUUCAACCCCGACGCCAAGGGCCUGUCGAACGGGAGCGAGGUGGAACAGCUGCGGGAGAAGGUCUACGCCUCGCUCGAGGCCUACUGCAAGCAGCGCUACCCCGACCAGCAGGGACGGUUCGCCAAGCUGCUCCUCCGCCUGCCGGCCCUGCGCUCCAUCGGCCUCAAGUGCCUGGAACAUUUGUUCUUCUUCAAGCUCAUCGGCGACACCCCCAUCGACACCUUCCUCAUGGAGAUGCUCGAAGCCCCCCACCAGCUGGCCUGAGGACCCCCCGACGGACGGGCGGGUGGUCCCUCGCCCGAGACCCCCGCCGGGCCUCGGGAC